Messenger RNA from Labrus mixtus (cuckoo wrasse), 2599 nucleotides. Its product is annotated as cell adhesion molecule DSCAM-like. Gene Ontology annotation, molecular function: protein binding. Lineage: Eukaryota; Metazoa; Chordata; Actinopteri; Labriformes; Labridae. Bases 112 to 1833 code for a protein of 573 amino acids. The record is from RefSeq and is a predicted model, not a curated record. The transcript has 14 exons.
AGGACAGCGUCAUGUGAUGUGGAAAGAUUUCAAAACAGAAACCACGCUGUGGUUUGGUUUAGUGUCGUUUAGCAGGUGAACUAAAUCCUUUGAUUGAGACAGCAGGGCAAAAUGACUCAGUUAUGCAGAAGAAAUCCCCCUCUCUGUUGCAGUUUUCUCUUUUGCCUCCUCCUUGGUUGUGUGUCUGCAGAAGGGAUCAUAGCCACAGUGGGAACAGAUGUUACGUUGAUUUGCAACUACGAUGCAAAGUACUAUGGCAAGCUGUCUGCAUGCUGGGGCAGAGGAGCCAUCCCCAGCAGAGGCUGCGCCAGUGAGGUGAUCAAGUCAGACGGGUCAGCAAUGGCCAGCAGACUGUCAGAGCGGUACCUGUUCAUGGGUAACCUGGAGGAAGGGGACGUGUCGCUUACCAUCAGGCAGGUGGAGGAGAGCGACUCGGGGAUCUAUGGCUGCCGUGUGGACAUACCGGGCUGGUUCAAUGAUCACAAACACCAGGAGACUCUGACCGUGGUGCCCGUACGUCCUAACCCCCUGAAGGUGGAGACAAGAGAGGUGAAGGAUAGAACUGUCACUGUUCAGUGGACUCCUGUGUUUGACGGCGGCAGACCCAUCACAUCCUACUGGAUCGAUCUCAAACACAAACAAGCACCCUGGGAUUCUGCAGUCAGAACCGCCGUCUCUAAUCCUGAUCUAACUCAGCUGACUUUGGUGGAUUUGCGUCCGGCAAAGACCUACAUCCUGCGCAUGUUUGCGAUCAACAGCAUGGGCAUUAGCGAACCCAGCAAUGUACUGACAGUAACAACCAAAGAAGCAGCGCCGGAGGGUCCUCCCCUGGACAUGCAGCUUGAGGGCCUCACCUCUCACAGCAUCAAAGUCACCUGGAAGCCUCCUAGACCCGAUCUCAGGAAUGGGAUUCUCCGGAGUUACAGCAUCAGCUACAGAGAGUAUGAUCCUAACGGCAGACAAUUCAAAAGGUGGCAGCACUUAAGUGUGACGGCUGCACGAGAGGUGGAGAGCGUCAUCCUGAGUAACCUGAAGCCUUCUUCCAUGUACGGCAUUCUCAUACAGGCCAAAACUAACGCAGGGAUAGGACCUGCUUCCACUGCCCCUCUCUGCUCCACUCUGGAUGAGGUUCACAAAACAUCAACACCGUCAACUAAAAGUUCUACUUCGACUGCUGCCACACGGAUACAAGACAUUACAAGUUCUACUGCACCUCACACUACUUCAGCAGAGGAGGCUGUUACCGCGGCUACAGUCUGGGAUGAAGGAACUACUACAAGUACCACAUCAGUGCCCCCAGAUCCCCCUGUGGUUGACAUAAAAGAGGUAAAAGGAAGCACAGUGUCUCUUUUAUGGACCCCUGGGUUUGAAGGUGACAGCCCCAUAACUGGCUAUUACCUGGAGUAUAAAGCAGUAAACGCCUCUUGGGAUUAUACAAAGACAGUGGUAGACUUCAGCCCUGACCAAACAGAGGCCACGAUAAUAGAGAUCAAUCCGUCUACCUACAACAUCCGCAUGUUUGCCAAGAACAGUGUGGGCACCAGUAGAGCUAGCAACAUCCUCACCAUCACCACAGGAGAAACAGGUCAUCAGAGCCAUGAUGACCUUACCACCAUCUCUACUGACACUCAUGCUGCUGCCAGCGUUGAGGAGGGCCAGAGUGGCAGUAAACUAGCUGCCAUCCUGUUGCCAGUGGUGCUGGUGGUGUUAAUUGUUGCCAUAGUGACUGCAUGGCAGCUUCGACGAAUUAAACAGAAAAAGGGCAGUCUGAGCAUCUGGCUGAGCAGUGGAAAGCUACGUUACAAAGGAUCUGAGUCUCUACAGGAGCUGUGAAACUACGAGUUCCUCUACACUUCAGCCUUAAAAUGCUGAGUUUCAUAUUUUAUAAAUAUGGCUAAAAACAAUUGUGUAUGUCUGAUUAUUAAUUAUUCUAAUCUAGGUAAGAACCCCAAUAUGCUUAAAAUAACCAGUGUGUUGAUUUAACAUACCUAAAUAUUCAAGAAUUAACGUCUAAUGAACGUUGGAGUGUUUUUUCCCAGUUUUAAGGUUUACUUCUGAUCAUUUUUUCAUGCAGUACUUUAUGUAAUUUUCUAACAACAUAUACAGUAUCUGGAGUGCUUAAAGCAAAAAUAUGGAACUUUUCCACCUUAAAAUAGAAGUUUCAAAGUCAAGCUAAUAGUACAACAACUUUCAACAGGCAGAAUGACAUCUCUCCCAUAUGCACAGAUCGCCCGGUCGCCUGCUUGUAGCACAAUGUAAGUUUGGCAGCAGGCCACAGUUCACAGUUGAGAAGUGUGCGCGACUUUACAGUACUAGCCAAUUAGUCGUCUCAUUACUGUUUGAUAAAAAAGGCGGAGGCUCAGAGGCGGAAGAGGACGGUGACAGGUGAAGCCAAGAAGAGAAAAAGAGAGUGACAGAGAAACAAGCAGAGUGUACAUUCCUGCAGAUAUUAUUCAUAACAGAUUGAGAUGUAAUGUUAGGCUGUAUUGUUAUCUGUGUCAUCAUUGUCUCAUGUUUAGCAGCUUUACCAGGUGCAGGAAGUCAUCUUACCAAAGUAAUGUCUCAGGUUUGCAUAUAAAUAAAUAAUGACAUAAAUCCA